This is a messenger RNA of Ilyonectria robusta, 1305 nucleotides long. RefSeq names its product Inosine/uridine-preferring nucleoside hydrolase domain-containing protein. Bases 1 to 1305 code for a protein of 434 amino acids. Gene Ontology annotation, biological process: purine nucleoside catabolic process. The transcript is spliced from 4 exons. Lineage: Eukaryota; Fungi; Ascomycota; Sordariomycetes; Hypocreales; Nectriaceae. The record is from RefSeq and is a predicted model, not a curated record. Gene Ontology annotation, cellular component: cytosol. Gene Ontology annotation, molecular function: purine nucleosidase activity.
AUGGCGUCCAAGCACAGAAUCAUCAUCGACACGGACCCAGGCGUCGACGAUGUCCUGGCUAUGCUCCUGGCUCUAAGUGCCGCUCCCGAAGAACUCGAUGUGGCCAUGAUCUCGGUCACAUAUGGCAACGUCCCACUGACAAGCACCCUUCAUAAUGUGGUUUCUCUCUUCCACGUUCUCGACAAGGAACUCGAGUGGAGGAAGUCGACUGGAAAGCCCGAAGGCUUUGGAGCAAUGAAGGCGAGCAAGCCCAUUGUUGCAGUUGGGCCUGAGCACCCUCUGUGUGAUGAGGAGCUAAUGGCUGACUACUUCCAUGGCAUCGAUGGGCUACACAAUGUUCACGAGGCCCAUCCGCAACUAAGCCCUGCGGAUACUUGGAAGAGUCUGUUCAAGGAUGGUGACAACUCGGCUAACCCAGACGAUUUUUCUCCCCACUUCACACCAUCCAAGAUUCCGGCUCAUCUGGAGAUCCUUCGCCUUCUUAAGGAAAACCCUGUCGAUACCUUUACCAUCCUGGCUCUGGGCCCAUUGACAAAUGUCGCUCUCGCGGCUGCCGCAGACCCGGAGACAUUCCUCCGAGUGAAGGAACUUGUGGUCAUGGGCGGAGCUGUGCAUUGCGAGGGCAACGCGACUCCUGUCGCCGAAUUUAAUUGCUACGCCGACGCCGUUGCCGCCGCCCGAGUAUAUGCACUCACGUCAUUCAACCCCCAUGCCACUAUGCCGGCGCUUCCCCAGGAGCUCUCGACAUUGCCCCCCUAUCCCGCCAGGCUCUCUCGUCAACUCAAGUUGACGCUCGCCCCUCUCGACAUCACCACUCCCCAUCUCAUCACCAAGAGCUAUUUUGCGGAGAACGUCAAGGCACAUGUUGAUGCUGGCAGCCCCCUUGCCAUCUGGUCCGCACACUUCGUCAAUGGCGCUUUUGGGAAAAUCGAGGACAUUCUCCGAGACGGAGAGGAGCCAGGCCUUUCGUUGCAUGAUCCCCUGACUGUUUGGUACAUGUUGACCCAUGACGAUCCCAAGUGGAAGACACCCGCGAAGCCAGAGGAUAUCCGUGUUGAGACCGCUGGUCAGUGGACUCGCGGCAUGCACGUCAUCGACAACCGUCACAGGGCCAAGCCUGCUGAGGGUGCAGUAGCCUCCACCGAGAAUCCAGAUGAUGACCCCGAAUUCGUGGCUCUGGACCAAGUCCCUGGCGAUGAGAUGGCCUGGUUGAGUGUUCGCAAGGGUAACCGAGUCAACCGACUCAUCGAGUCUCCUGGUGAAGAGAUCUUUAAGGAAGUUCUGAUGCAGAGACUUUUUGGAUGA